GAAAGUUCCUGGGGGAGCUGCCCCCGCCCGCGGCUGGGUUCCCACGCUCCCUUAUCCCUUAUCGCUGCAUGAAGGGGCGCCGUGCUGUGUCGGCUUCAUUCCUCCUCAUUCCUUCCCAGCCCCGCCAGGCCCCUCCCUUUCCCAGACAACCACCCUCCCUCUCAACUCAUCCCCACCGAGCCCUCUUGCUACAGGUGGGGAAACAGGCCCCACAGGUCCCAUCCCUGUGAGUUCUCUCGGACGCAGUGACUUCGCCCACCUAGAGAUGGGAGAGGGCAUGAGCAUUCGAGGAUGAGAAUGCCUAGCGGAAUUACUGUUUAUGAAAGGGGAGUGGGUAGCAGCCUAGAUGGGAGGAGAUUCUGGCUUUGAGGUUCGAAUCAUCCCUGAUCCUCUGCCUCAGUAUCCCCUGCAGUGUCUCGGACCUGAGACGCCCCCAUCCUGCCCUGAUCCACCCGACCUCGUGGCUGGGGCCCAUCGAUCAUUUGCAACCUCAUUCUCUUUUGUAAAAUAAGAAUAAACGAUUGUACGCCCCAGGGGUUUGCGGUGCGAAGUGAACCAGUGCACGCCGGCUGCUUCCGCUAGACGUAGACCCAAUGGCCAAGGUGGCUCCUGAAAGUCAGGGCCCAAACCCCAGGCCCUAGAUUUCGCGCCCCUCCCCCACGGCGCGGGCGUGUGUGGGCGUGGCAGGGGCGUGGCUGCAGAGCUUUUCUCCGGAGGCCGCGCGCAGGAGAGGCCGCGCUGUCCGCCGCCUCUACCCGAGCUGAUUCUGCGCCGGUGAGUGCGUUCCCGGGAGGAGUGCGGGUUCCCGGGAGAUCCAGCCCGGCUUGACCUGGCCGCUUAGUGAGCCUGCUGACUCCCUGUUAUCCUUGGGACCCCUAGCCCGCUGCGAUGGAGGCCGCCGCCCAGUUCUUGGUCGAGAGCCCGGACGUAGUCUAUGGCCCUGAGGCCAUUGAGGCUAAGUACGAGUACCGGACGACGCGCGUCAGCCGCGAGGGCGGUAUCCUCAAGGUGCACCCUACGUCCACGCGCUUCACCUUCCGGACCGCCCGGCAGGUGCCUCGGCUUGGGGUCAUGCUAGUCGGCUGGGGCGGGAACAACGGUUCCACACUCACCGCAGCUGUGCUGGCCAACCGACUGCGCCUGUCCUGGCCCACGCGCACCGGCCUCAAGGAGGCCAACUACUACGGCUCGCUGACUCAGGCAGGGACCGUGAGCUUGGGCCUGGAUGCCGAGGGCCAGGAAGCAUUCGUGCCUUUCAACGCACUGCUGCCCAUGGUGGCGCCCAACGACCUCGUGUUCGACGGCUGGGACAUCUCCUCGCUGAAUCUGGCUGAGGCCAUGCGGCGCGCGAAGGUGUUGGAUUGGGGGCUGCAGGAACAACUGUGGCCACACAUGGAAGGCUUGCGCCCGCGGCCCUCCGUCUACAUCCCAGAGUUUAUCGCCGCCAACCAGAGCGCGCGUGCGGACAACCUCAUCCCGGGCACACGCGCUCAGCAGCUGGAGCAGAUCCGCAGGGACAUCCGAGACUUCCGGUCUAGUGCCGGGCUGGACAAGGUCAUCGUCCUAUGGACGGCAAACACGGAGCGUUUUUGCGAAGUGGUUCCAGGUCUCAACGACACAGCCCAGAACCUGCUGCGCACCAUCCAGCUCGGCCUGGAGGUGUCACCAUCUACUCUCUUCGCUGUGGCCAGCAUCCUUGAGGGUUGUGCCUUCCUCAAUGGGUCCCCACAGAACACACUGGUACCUGGCGCACUGGAGCUCGCCGGGCAGCGCCAUGUCUUCGUGGGCGGAGAUGACUUCAAGUCAGGCCAGACUAAGGUCAAGUCCGUGCUUGUGGACUUCCUCAUUAGCUCUGGUCUCAAGGUGUGUGGCCUGGUAUUGAAGAGACAGGACCUGGACCCCCCAGCACCUGGUUUGUAUGCCACAGGGCCUGGAGCCCCUGAGAGGUGUCGUUUGUAUUCUCAGACCAUGUCCAUCGUGAGUUACAACCACCUGGGUAACAAUGAUGGGCAGAACCUGUCAGCACCAUCACAGUUCCGCUCUAAGGAGGUGUCCAAGAGCAACGUGGUCGACGACAUGGUGCAGAGUAACCCAGUGCUUUAUGCGCCCGGAGAGGAGCCUGACCAUUGCGUGGUCAUCAAGUACGUGCCCUAUGUGGGUGACAGCAAGCGUGCGCUGGAUGAAUAUACGUCAGAGCUGAUGCUAGGAGGAACCAACACACUGGUGCUGCACAACACGUGCGAGGACUCUCUGCUGGCCACACCUAUCAUGCUAGACCUGGUGCUGCUGACUGAGCUGUGCCAGCGGGUGACCUUCUACACAGAGGAAGACCCAGAGCCGCAAAGCUUCCACCCUGUGCUGUCACUGCUCAGUUUCCUCUUUAAGGCACCCCUCGUGCCACCAGGCAGCCCAGUGGUCAACGCACUCUUCCGCCAGCGCAGCUGCAUUGAGAACAUCCUCAGGGCCUGUGUGGGACUCCCACCACAGAACCAUAUGCUGCUGGAGUACAAGAUGGAGCGCCCAACCCCAGGCCUCAAUCAAGUUGUGCCUGCAGCUGCUGGCUACCCUGAGCCACACAAGAAAGGACCAGCACUCACUGCCCCUAAUGGCUGCACAGGUGACGCCAAUGGGCACUCACAGGUGCAGGAACCUCAGACACCCACCACCUGAGGCUCUGGUCAUUCAGCUUCCCAGGCCUUUUUUCCCUUUGCACCUCAGGACCUAGCCCUUCCAGACCCCCCAAAGACAAUAAAGCUGGUACCACCAUUCA
Molecule: messenger RNA, 2770 nt
Organism: Otolemur garnettii (small-eared galago)
Lineage: Eukaryota; Metazoa; Chordata; Mammalia; Primates; Galagidae
Gene: ISYNA1
Product: inositol-3-phosphate synthase 1
Exons: 9
Coding region: 889-2670 (593 amino acids)
Biological process (GO): inositol biosynthetic process; phospholipid biosynthetic process
Cellular component (GO): cytoplasm
Molecular function (GO): inositol-3-phosphate synthase activity
Source: RefSeq, a predicted model, not a curated record